Saccostrea cuccullata (small rock oyster) is the source of this 2165-nucleotide messenger RNA. Its product is annotated as protein misato homolog 1-like. NCBI's taxonomy places the organism in Eukaryota, Metazoa, Mollusca, Bivalvia, Ostreida, Ostreidae. Gene Ontology annotation, biological process: mitochondrion organization. Gene Ontology annotation, cellular component: cytoplasm; mitochondrion. Bases 45 to 1772 code for a protein of 575 amino acids. The transcript is spliced from 14 exons. The record is from RefSeq and is a predicted model, not a curated record.
AAUUAUCGCUAUUUUUGCUUUUUAAAAAUUUCAACGUACGAAAAAUGUGUUCCAGAGAAAUAGUAACAUUACAGCUAGGUCAUUAUUCAAACUUUGUAGGCACACAUUGGUGGAACUUACAGGAUUCUUCCUUCUUGUACAAUCCAACAGAAGCACAACAGAAGGAGAAAGAAGUGGACCAUGAUAUUUUAUGGAGAGAAGGGAGAACCCUCAAAGGUGAAAUAACAUUUACCCCACGAUUGAUAGCAGUGGAUCUGAAAGGGAGUCUGAGCACCUUAAAACAAGAGGGAGUCUUGUAUGAAACGAAUCAUCAUGAAGAUAUCAAAUGGAGUGGUGAUAUCACACUUCAUAAGUCAACCCCAGCAGAAAAGAAUGCUUAUUUAACAGAACUUGAAAAAGAGGAUCAAGCAUUGUUAGAAGACAAAGGAAAACUACCAGGGUCUUCAGACAUAAUAUAUGAUGAUGUAGAAAUGAAAGACUCCUCUUCUAGUACUACAAAAGAUACAGAAGGGAGGACUAGUGAUACCCCUGUGGUUUUUGGUAAAGUCUUUCACAAUCUGGAUGACGUGGUGAGAGUUUGGUCGGAUUAUCUCCGCGUCUAUCUUCAUCCAAAGACAAUCCACAUCAUAGAACAGUUCAGCCAUUUAAAUAGCCUCCAUCCGUUUGAUGUACACGGAGCUGGACACAAAGCUUUAGAAGAUCAUGAGGCUAGAAAGGAACUUGAGGACAGGAUUCACUAUUUCUGUGAGGAAUGUGAUAGUUUACAGGGUUUCCAUGUACUGGUGGACACUCAUGAUGGAAUUGGGGGGUUUUCUGCCGAGACUUUACAACAUCUACGAGACGACUACUCAUCAAAGUCUAUCAUGACGUUUGGAUUUACCCCGCCUAAUCUUCCUGAUGAUACUGCAGUCAGAAGAGCCAAUCGAAUCUUGAACUCAGUUUUAAGUUAUCACAAAAGUUUUACCCACAGUUCCCUAUUCUUCCCUUUAUCCUUAGCCAAUAGUUUAUGGAAGACAAUUGGAAAUUAUGUCAACUUUCCUCAACUUGACUACAAGCUAAUUGACUACCACACCAGUGCUGUAAUGGCAGCUACUCUGGACACGGCCUCCAUGCCCUAUAGAACAGUGAAUCCUAUACACAUGUGUGACAUCACUGACAACUUCAGCAGUCUUGGCAAAAAGGUGGGAUCUAUAAGCACAGCCUUGCCUUUCUUGCUGGAAGCUGAAUACAACUUUAUAGACACGAUACAGGAGCUAGAGGGCUCUCUACCCUGGCUAUCAGUCACGCCUCACUGCACUAAUCAGUCCCUCCCAUUCAUGCAGUCAGUGGUGGCCAGGGGAAUUCCAGAAAAUGCACCAAGAAGUCCCAGAGGCCUGUACAGUUCUUGUCGAUCAAUUAACGACACAUUACAAGUUUAUCUCACAGAAAAUUUCAACUCUUGUCUCAAUGCUGGAACAGUGGUCAAAGAUCCAACCAAAGUGUGUACACCAUUCCCUCACAUCUUCAAGAACAUUAGCAAAGAGGGACUUGUUUCAACUAGAGACAGACAUCAAUUUGAAGGUGUUGAGUCGGUCCAGAUGAUGACCAGUAUGCAGUCCAGUCCAGACACUGCCCAGCUGUUGAAUACCUUGUACAAAGAAGCCAAGAAACUCAACAUCAGGAAGCACACGCGGUACUUAGAGUGUGGCCUGGAAGAAGAUGAGUAUCAGGAAAUACUUCAGGAUGUGGCAGACCUAGAGAAAUGCUACAGGCCAAAAAGUGACAUGGGGUGACAGACGAAGGACCCGCCAUAAAGAAUGAAACACAGCCAGCAGCAGAAACGAACAAUGCCAGAAGCAGUGUAGUUCACCUUAUCCAACUACCAUUAACACUGACUAGCUGAACAUGAUAUAUGUGUUGUAUACAUGUCAUUAAAGUAAUUUUAAUUUGAAAAUGCAUUGCUUAACUUUAAAGAGCUUCUUUUCGGAAUAUGUAAGAUUUGAUUCCUUUUCUUACAACAAUUAAUGUGUGUGGCAUAGACAGUUUACAUGUAUGAAUUACAACUUUAACCCUCACUCUAAUGCUCUCCAAAGAAAACAUUAAUUUAAAGAACAUUAAUAAUUUUCUGAAACUGGAAAGUUUAAAAUAGUUGACAUAUGUAUGUGAUACUUAUACAUCAUUUCAAA